AUGUCGUACUUCUUCGCCACGCCGGUGGACAUCGACAUAGUGCUCGAAGAUAGCGAUGACCGUCAAGUGGUGGACAUACGGGAAAAGCAGCGCCGCGAGAAGGCGCCGCUGUAUAUGGACGGGGAGUCCGUCAAAGGCCAAGUCACCGUGCGCCCCAAGGACGGCAAGCGCCUGGAACACACCGGUAUCAAGGUUCAGUUCAUCGGCACCAUAGAGAUGUUCUUCGACCGCGGCAACCACUACGAAUUCCUCUCUCUAAACCAAGAGCUCGCCGCGCCGGGCGAGCUGCAACACCCCCAGACCUUCGACUUCAACUUCAAGAAUGUCGAGAAGCAGUACGAGUCCUACAAUGGUAUCAACGUCAAGUUACGGUACUUUGUGCGUGUCACCGUCGCCCGCCGCAUGGCCGACGUUAUCCGCGAGAAGGACCUUUGGGUUUACAGCUACCGCGUACCCCCUGAGAUGAACUCCUCUAUUAAGAUGGACGUCGGUAUCGAGGACUGCCUACACAUCGAGUUUGAGUACUCCAAGUCCAAAUACCACCUUAAGGACGUUAUUGUCGGCCGGAUAUACUUCCUCCUCGUCCGCCUCAAGAUCAAGCACAUGGAGCUCAGCAUUAUUCGGAGGGAGACCACCGGCGCCGCACCCAACCAGUACAACGAGAGCGAGACCCUAGUGCGCUUCGAAAUAAUGGACGGCUCCCCCUCCCGCGGCGAAACCAUUCCCAUCCGACUAUUCCUAGGCGGCUUCGACCUAACACCCACCUUCCGGGACGUGAACAAGAAGUUCUCUACGCGGUAUUACCUAAGCCUAGUCCUCAUCGACGAGGAUGCGCGGCGCUACUUCAAGCAGUCGGAAAUAAUCCUAUAUCGGCAAGCACCCGGCGACGCCGUCGAGUCUCAAGGCGUCGUCUCUGUCCCCGAGUCCACGCGUCCCCCCAUGGCCUUAACUGCCCAAGCGUAG
Messenger RNA from Daldinia childiae, 963 nucleotides. Its product is annotated as Vacuolar protein sorting-associated protein 26. The coding region runs from base 1 to 963 and encodes 320 amino acids. The transcript is spliced from 2 exons. Gene Ontology annotation, cellular component: retromer complex; endosome. The record is from RefSeq and is a predicted model, not a curated record. NCBI's taxonomy places the organism in Eukaryota, Fungi, Ascomycota, Sordariomycetes, Xylariales, Hypoxylaceae. Gene Ontology annotation, biological process: intracellular protein transport; retrograde transport, endosome to Golgi.